Messenger RNA from Batrachochytrium dendrobatidis JAM81, 957 nucleotides. RefSeq lists its product as uncharacterized. The transcript is spliced from 12 exons. The coding region runs from base 1 to 957 and encodes 318 amino acids. The record is from RefSeq and is a predicted model, not a curated record. NCBI's taxonomy places the organism in Eukaryota, Fungi, Chytridiomycota, Chytridiomycetes, Rhizophydiales.
AUGGCAGCUAGUUCCAGGGCAGUAGAUGGCGAGCUCCCGAUUCUCAAGGGUGGAAAAAGUUUACUCACUGCUAAAGAGAUUCCAAUCGCAGCUCGAGCCAGAGGACCUGGACCGGCGGCUUAUACUUUACCCCCAACAAUUGGUCCAGAUGGAAAAGCCAAAGGAGUUCGUGCUCCAGCAUACUCAUUUGGAAUUAAACUCAAGGCCGAGAAAAAAGAGUUAACUCCUGGUCCCAACAAAUUUUUCCCUCAAACAACACGUACCGGAUUAUCCAAAGGACCAGCAUUUUCUCUUCAAGGUGGAUUCAAAAAGCGAGCCACGGAUGCUUCCGAAGCUGACUGUGAUACUCUUGGAAAGGAUACCCCAGGCAAGUCACCACUAUGUCCAGGAAAAUAUAAUCCGACAUAUAUCCCGAGUAAGGAAUCUAAAGCCCCUGCCUACAGUAUUCAGCCACGACGUCAGACUGAAAAAAGCAAAUUUAGAUCAGCUAAUGCAAUUCAAAUACACCAAUUUAAUGAGAAUCCAGGACCAGCUCAAUAUGAAAUCAACUCAACAUUGGGAAUGCAUCCAGUGGUAACUAUUUCUGCUGCUGCUGCAUACUCUAUUCGAUCUCAGCGGCCUAUCAGGUUGGAUCAGCUUUCACCUGGACCAGCAGCGUAUUCUCCAGUAACAAAUUCCAAAUUGAAGCAUUCAGCACCAGCAUAUUCAUUAGGAGCGCGAUUGGAUAAACCAGACUCGAUCAAAGUUCCAAGAGUGCACAAGUCCAACAAUCAUGGCGAAUCUACAGAUCAAGAAUCAGAUCAAUUUGAUGGUAAAAACCCAACACCUGGACCUGGACAAUAUACCCCCAGCCUCAAAUUUGUAAGACAAAAUAUUCCACGAUUCUCGUUCCGAUGUAAACACUCGGACUAUGAGCUGUUUAUACCAGACUGUCUAGAAGGAGGAUUCUCACUUUAG